AUGUUCCUUGACAAAAUAAAACCAACUACAGAAAUAAACGACGCAAGACUGAAAGAUUGGGUAAAAGCUUUCCCAUUCACAAAAGAUAUAGUUGGUAACAUGGAAAGAAAACCAGAAUGGCUACAAAAACAUAUAUUUGGAAACGAGCUUAUUCCAUAUGGACAGGCACUGUUUGAAGAGCUUGAACCAGAAACUCAGGAAAGAGUCAUGCAAACAAUACGCGAAGACUCAAAUACAAACUAUGACAAACUCUUUCUAGGAUAUAGGUUACCUGAGAUGGGCGACCAGAGCCCAAAGGCAAAAAGGACAUGGGAAAUUUGCAACAUACUAGAUGAACAUAAUGCAAAGAUGCAACAACUUCAAGCAGAGGGCAAUGAAGGAAAAAGAAGAGUUAAAAACUCAGUCAGGAAGAAAGUAAAGCUUGGUCCACGUGGGUUCUAUUAUGACAUAUAA
This is a messenger RNA of Trichomonas vaginalis G3, 453 nucleotides long. RefSeq names its product protein of unknown function, DUF4106 family. The coding region runs from base 1 to 453 and encodes 150 amino acids. Lineage: Eukaryota; Parabasalia; Trichomonadida; Trichomonadidae. The transcript has a single exon. The record is from RefSeq and is a predicted model, not a curated record.